AUGUCCUCCAAACUCGAAAAGCUACUUCACAAACUCAAGAGCCCGCAGUUAAAACACCUCACAUUCUUAUGCGGAGCCAAGAGUUCAGGCCUAAAAAGCGAUCUCAUCGAGCGUCUCACCGCCCUCGCUGCCGGCGCUGAUACCCGCGUGACCAAGCCAACAAAAAGCAAAACCCAGCCACUGAUCCUGAGUAUCGACUUAGGCAUCCGCAAUCUGGGGUUUAGUUUGCUAUCACCAGCAACGCCACGCAAAACCCGCUCACUAGCAUCCGUGAUCCCAACACUCCUCCCCAAUGCGCUGCGCGAGCCCCUGCCCAUCCGUCUGCACGUCUGGGAACGACGGGACCUGAUCCCGCCAGCCCCCUUAUCCUUGUCUUCUUCUGCAUCCGGCCAAAAACCAGAUCCGGAUCUCUUCACACCCUUCUCCCUAGCCCUCGCCGCGGACCGUCUAGUGCGGCAAGACCUGCUGCCCCUCAAACCCACACAUAUACUCAUCGAACGCCAGCGCUGGCGUAGCGCCGGGGGCGCCGCAGUCCAGGAAUGGACGCUCCGCGUCAACACGCUGGAAGCCAUGCUGCACGCGUCGCUGCGCACAUUACAGGAGCUGGGGUACUGGGGCGGCGUGAUCGCGAGCGUGGCGCCGGAUCGGGUUACCCGGUUCUGGCCCGCGGCGCCGCUGACGUCGGUGUUGCGUGGGAAGCAUGGGGGGAGUGAAGGAAGACGAUCUGGGGAGGGUGUGGUUGUGGGGGAAGGGAAGUCUAAGGGUAGGGGUGGGAGUCGACAGAAUAGCAAAAAGCAUAAGAUUGGCGUUUUGAAGAAUUGGUUGGCUCGGGAGGAUGGAAGUGAAGUUAUACUACCGGCGAAUCAGGAGACGGAGGAUGCUGUCAAGCAGUUUCGCUCGAAACUUACCCCUACCCGUGGUCGUAAGUCAAAGACUGCGGAUGAGGGCCUGGUGACGGAUGCUGGGUCUCGGAAACUCGACGAUCUAACUGAUAGCUUGCUACAAGGUGUAGCUUGGUUAAAAUGGGAGGAAAACAAGAAGCUUCUACUUAGUGCUGAAGGUAUAGAGAAGCUGCUAGACUCGAAUCUCUUAGACGAACAGGAAACUGAUACAAUAGUAGAUGACGAGGUAUAG
Hypoxylon trugodes is the source of this 1134-nucleotide messenger RNA. Its product is annotated as Ydc2-catalyt-domain-containing protein. The coding region runs from base 1 to 1134 and encodes 377 amino acids. The record is from RefSeq and is a predicted model, not a curated record. The transcript has a single exon. Gene Ontology annotation, cellular component: mitochondrion. NCBI's taxonomy places the organism in Eukaryota, Fungi, Ascomycota, Sordariomycetes, Xylariales, Hypoxylaceae. Gene Ontology annotation, molecular function: DNA endonuclease activity; Y-form DNA binding; flap-structured DNA binding.